Molecule: messenger RNA, 1707 nt
Organism: Didymosphaeria variabile
Lineage: Eukaryota; Fungi; Ascomycota; Dothideomycetes; Pleosporales; Didymosphaeriaceae
Exons: 4
Coding region: 1-1707 (568 amino acids)
Biological process (GO): actin filament organization; endocytosis
Cellular component (GO): plasma membrane; clathrin vesicle coat; endosome
Molecular function (GO): phospholipid binding; clathrin binding
Source: RefSeq, a predicted model, not a curated record
AUGUCGAAGGUAGUGAGGAGCGUCAAGAAUGUCACCAAGGGCUAUUCUGCCGUCGAGGUGAAGGUUCGCAAUGCGACCAGCAACGAUCCGUGGGGCCCGGUGGGCUCCGAUAUGGCCGAGAUAGCUCAGAUCACCUUCAACAACUCGACCGACUUCUAUCAAGUCAUGGAUAUGCUUGACAAGCGGCUCAAUGACAAGGGGAAGAACUGGCGCCACGUGCUCAAGUCCCUCAAGGUCCUUGACUACUGCUUGCACGAAGGCUCCGAAUUAGUCGUCACGUGGGCGCGGAAGAAUAUCUAUAUCAUCAAGACUCUGCGCGAGUUCCAGUACAUUGAUGAAGACGGUCGGGAUGUGGGCCAGAACAUCCGUAUCGCCGCCAAAGAGCUUACUUCGCUAGUCAUGGAUGAAGAACGUCUACGCGCAGAACGGCAGGACCGAAAGUCGUGGAAGUCUCGCGUAACCGGCAUCGAAGAGUACGGCGGAGGCAACCAACACCAUGGUGGACCAGCUUCCGAUAAUCAAGGACGUCGUCGCGAAGGUCGUCAGCGACGUGACAACGAUGAUGACCUAGAAUUUCGGUUGGCACUAGAAGCGAGCAAAAACGAGGCAGAAGAGGAGCGCAAGCGGCGCGAACGCAACAAUGUUACCGUCGACGACGACGACGAUCUCGCAAAGGCCAUCAAGCUCAGCAAGGAGGAGGAAGAGCUGCGGCGGAAGGAGCUCGAAUCGAGCAAUGCAGACCUGUUGUUUGGCGAUGUUCCAGCUCAGCCCACAGCGUACCAGCCCACGGGCAAUAACCAGGGUUACCAACAGCAAGGCGCAGUUGACUGGUUUGGAAACCUGAUGGACCAAAACCCGCAGCAACAACCUCAAAGUACGGGCUUCCUCAACAACGCAUAUGCCCAGCCCACGGGCAUGCAGCCUCAGCAGACCGCUUUCCAGACUGGUUAUGGAGGUUACAAUGGUCUCCCACAGCAGCAGCCAAACUACGAUGCUUUUAAUCAGCAACAGCAACAGCAGCAGUUCUUGCAGCCUCAGCAGACCGCCUUUAGCCAGAACAACCCUUACGGUCAGAUGAACAAUGGCUUUGGGCAGCAGCAACAAGACCAGAGCACCCUGCAGCCUGGUAGCCACAACCCCUGGGCGACCAACAAGCCUCAAGAGUCACUUGUUCCGCAACCUACAGGGUCAAACAACCCCUUCGCACAAUCGUUCAACCGACCGCAGACCGCGCAACCGCAAACGCAGAGGCAACCGACACUCAACACACUCUAUGAACAGAAGACACAAUCGCAAUUCAACAACACGAACUUCAACCCUCCCGUAUCAUUCUCGCCACCAGCCCAACAACCUCAAAAGGAGAUGGAUCCGAAUGCAGCAAGGCUCAACGCCCUGCUUGCAACGGGAGAAGGGCAGGACACCUUUGGAAACGUAGGAAACCUUCGCAUUCCGGCACAACAUACGGCUCCGGGAACGUUCGUCAAUUCGGCCGGCGCCGGUUUGAACCAGGUCAACACCAACGCCACAGGCAACAAUCCUUUCCUCAACUCUCAAUUCACAGGUUUGCCGCAACAGAACCGCAUGAUGCCGGCCCAAACGGGACCUGCUGGAGGAUUUGGAGCCAACCCCUACGGCAGCUCCAACCCCUUUGGCCAGGGCAACAGGCAGCAAGGGGGCGCUGGUGCCGGCCCUUUGAUAGACUUAUAG